UUCAAGGAACACCGCUCCAUACAUACACUGUUGUUAGCGACGUAGCCACUACGGUCAAUUUCAUUUUUGACAUUUCCAUUUGCGACCGCUUCUCAGAAGUUCACUUUUCGGUCAACGCCAGGUUAAUGUACGCGUAGCGGCUUAGUGUUUGGGCUCCGUUACACUGGUGUGUGAAGUUGUAGCUGGUGGCAGUCCUGCGGGCCCCUUUGAGCAUGUGUAUACAAUGAAGAGGCGUGUGGAGGAUCAGGAACCAAUAUUUGCGCCCCAGCAACAGCAGUCACGUCGCCCCCCAGUUCAGGGUAUUGCAGAGAGCUUCCAGCACCGGGCCCUCGCCCCGGCCCCUACUGUGAUAGAGGCAGCCACAGACAGCAUGCAGCCAUCCACAGGCAUCCAGUAUUCUCUCCCCCAGGGCUACCAGGUGCCUACAAUGCCCCAGAGCACAAGUGGACAUGGACAAGGACAUGGACACAACAAUACAGCACCUCAUGUUGGUCCCCACACACACAGUCUUGCAGUUCAGUCGCAGGGUCCUGCAGUGGUCCAAGGUCACGUUCAUCCACCCGCACCCAUAACUUCUACUCAAGGACAGCAGCAAUUUCAGCGACUGAAGGUUGAGGAUGCCCUGUCCUAUCUGGAUCAGGUGAAGCUGCAGUUUGGGAAUCAGCCACAAGUUUAUAAUGAUUUUCUUGAUAUAAUGAAAGAGUUCAAGUCUCAGAGCAUAGACACUCCUGGAGUCAUCAACCGCGUGUCCCAGCUCUUCAAGGGCCACCCAGACCUCAUUAUGGGUUUUAACACUUUCUUGCCUCCUGGAUAUAAGAUUGAGGUUCAAACCAACGAUCUAGUCAAUGUGACCACGCCAGGUCAGAUCCAUUACAUCACCCCUCAUGGUAUUUCUGUUCAAAACAUCCCUGCAAGUGGAGCUUCCAGCCAACCUGCAAGUCAUCAGCAGCACCAGAGUCUGCCACAGGCUGGCCCACACACUGCCACCACCCCACCCAUCCCCACCCAACCUGCCCCAAAUAAAACCAGCAAGCCAAUACAGUCUCCAGCCCAUACACCCACCAGCCAGCCCAAUCCAUCCAUCCCAUCGUAUGCCUCACCGCGCUCACCUUCGGUUCAGUCCCACACUCCUGUGAGCAGCACGCCGUCUGGUGGGCCACCUCUCCAGAACAACCAGCCUGUGGAGUUCAACCAUGCUAUAAACUAUGUCAACAAGAUCAAGAACCGUUUCCAGGGUCAGCCAGACAUCUACAAAGCCUUCCUGGAAAUCCUGCACACAUACCAGAAGGAACAAAGAAAUGCUAAAGAGGCAGGAGGUAACUACACUCCAGCACUGACUGAGCAGGAGGUCUACACUCAGGUGGCAAGGCUCUUCAAGAACCAGGAGGACCUGCUCUCAGAGUUCGGACAGUUCCUGCCAGAUGCAAAUAGCUCAGUGCUACUGAGCAAGACUACACCAGACAGGGCAGAGUCUGUGCGUAAUGAUCAUGGCGGGACAGUAAAGAGACCUUUAUUGAACAACAAACAGAGGCUGAAUCAGAAUGGCCUGCCGAUCAGAAGACCUGCUGGAGUGGGAGCCACACAGCCUGUCAAGAAGAAACCCAAAAUAAUGGGGAAGGACCAUGGCAUGACUGAAGUCAGCAAACAUAGCACCAGCACUGAAACUAUGUUCUUUGAGAAGGUGAAGAAGGCUCUCCGGAGCUCUGAGGCGUAUGACAACUUCCUGCGGUGUCUGCAUGUCUUCAAUCAGGAAGUUAUUUCUCGUGCUGAGCUUGUCCAAUUAGUCAUCCCGUUUCUUGGAAAAUUCCCAGAGCUUUUUACUUGGUUUAAAAACUUCCUGGGCUACCGAGAGUUUAGUCAUGGGGAACCAAGCCAUUCGGAGAGUUUACCCAAGGAGCGUGCAACAGAGGGCAUCGCCAUGGAGAUUGACUAUGCCUCCUGCAAGAGGCUGGGAUCCAGCUAUAGAGCCCUGCCGAAGACCUACCAGCAGCCCAAGUGCACAGGAAGGACACCACUGUGCAGAGAGGUUCUGAAUGACACAUGGGUGUCGUUUCCAUCAUGGUCUGAGGAUUCUACAUUUGUGAGCUCCAAGAAGACUCAAUAUGAGGAGCACAUUUACAGAUGUGAGGAUGAGCGCUUUGAGCUGGAUGUUGUGUUGGAAACCAACCUUGCCACGAUACGAGUCCUGGAGACAGUGCAGAGGAGGCUUUCACGGAUGUCAGCUGAGGAGCAGCUGCGCUUCAAGCUGGACAACACAAUGGGUGGCUCCUCAGAGGUCAUUCACCGAAAAGCUAUCCAGAGGAUAUAUGGAGACAAGGCCCAUGACAUCAUUGACGGGCUCAAGAGGAACCCAGCUGUGUCUGUCCCCAUAGUGCUUAAAAGAUUAAAAAUGAAGGAGGAGGAGUGGAGAGAAGCCCAGAGAGGCUUCAACAAAAUCUGGCGGGAGCAGAAUGAAAAAUAUUACCUGAAGUCACUUGACCAUCAAGGCAUCAACUUUAAGCAGAAUGACACCAAAGUGUUGAGAUCAAAGACCUUGCUGAAUGAAAUUGAGUUGCUAUAUGAUGAUCGCCAGGAGCGAGCAUCAGAGGAAACUGCCACACCACCACCUAGUGGCCCGCACAUGACCCUGACCUAUGAUGACAGCCAGAUCCUGGAAGAUGCUGCUGCCCUCAUCAUCCACCACGUCAAAAGACAGGUGGGCAUCCAGAAAGAAGAUAAGUACAAGAUCAAACAGAUCAUCCAGCACUUCAUCCCUGACCUGCUGUUUGCCCGACGAGGGGAGCUCUCUGAUGCAGAGGAAGAGGAAGAAGAGGAGGAAGAAGACAUGGAGAUGGAUCAAGAUGGCCCCAAGAAGCACAAUGGCCUGCCAGGCUGCAGCCCAUCAAAGUCCAAGCUCCUUUUCAGCAACACGGCAGCUCAGAAGCUACGGGGCACAGAUGAUGCUUAUAACCUGUUCUUCGUAAACAACUACUGGUAUAUCUUCCUUCGUCUUCACCACAUCCUCUGUUCUCGUUUGCUGAGAAUCUAUGGGCAAGCUGAGAAGCAGAUUGAAGAGGAUGCCCGUGAGCGAGAGUGGGAAAGAGAAGUGUUGGGGAUCAAAAGGGAGAAAAAUGAUAAUCCAGCAAUCCAACUGAAAAUGAAAGAGCCAAUGGAUGUUGAUGUAGAGGAUUAUUACUCAGUGUUUCUGGAAAUGGUGCGCAACCUUUUGGAUGGAAACAUGGAGCCGGCUCAGUACGAGGAUUCCCUGAGAGAAAUGUUUACUAUCCAUGCCUACAUUGCCUUUACCAUGGACAAACUCAUCCAAUGCAUUGUCCGGCAGCUCCAGCAUCUUGUUACUGAUGAUGUAUGUGCACGUGUAACGGACAUGUACCUGAGCGAAAGUGCCAAUAAAGCCACGGGGGGCACACUGUCCACACAGACAUCCAGGGCCACAGCAGAGGGGGUCUACCAGCGCAAGGCAGAGCAGCUUAUGCCAGAUGAGAACUGCUUCAAGUUGAUGUUCGUAAAGAGCAGAGGAUCUGCCAGUCUGGCCAUUGAGCUGCUGGACACAGAAGAGGAGAACUCUGAUGAGCCAGCAGAAGCAGAGAGGUGGUCAGACUAUGUGAGCAGAUACCUGAACUCAGAUUCUGCAUCCCCAGAGCUUCGUGAACAUCUGGCCCAGAAGCCGGUGUUCCUCCCCAGGAAUUUGAGAAGGAUAAGGAAGUGCCAGAGAGGAUGGGAGCAAAUGCAACAGGAGAGAAUGACCAAGGCCCCCACAGACAAGUCACAGGACGGUAACAGUGAUCUGAAGAUGGAGUGCAUGUUCAAGCUAAACUCCUACAAGAUGGUGUAUGUCUGCAAGUCAGAAGACUAUAUGUACAGGCACACAGCACUCACACGGGCUCACCAGUCUCAACAGCGGGUGAACACACGCCUGCACAGACGCUUUCAGGCCUGGCUGGACACCUGGGCCAAAGAGCAUGUGACCAGUGACAUGGCUGCCGACAGCGACAAGUGGCUGAUGGGAGAUGGACAAGAAGGCCUGUUGUCCUGCACCACCACUUGCAGCCCUGAGGUCCUCCAUUAUCUCAACAUAAACAAGUAUCGGGUGAAGUACAAAACACUGUAGUCUCUCUAAUCUAAGGAAAAACUGUGGCAGCGACCGUUGUUAUACAACAAAAUACCAGUGAUGACUUAUACACAGUAGCUUCAUGUGGAUUUCUCCAGCCUGCCAUUACUGGAUUCAGUUGCCAAAAUUUUUUGGGUUGUCAAUCCAUGAUUCAAACGGGAUGUGAAUUUUCCACUUUUUACAAAUAUGUCUGAGCUGAUUCUGGAACUUCGUCAUAACUUUCAAGCUUACACUGCAAAUUCUGCAAUUUAUGUGAAAUAAUAGUUGGUUGACAGGUGUUGCUGUCACUAUACUGGAAAAACCCACCUCUCUCAGUAAUCCCGUUAUAAAAUUAAAUGCAGAUUUUUACAUGAGAUGACUAUUUGGGGAAAACACUCCUUACUGCAUCUUCUUUUUGGAGCAAUUAACAGUUUAAAAAAAAAAAAAAAAACCUUUAAGCAUUUCAUAGCAAAAACUUAGCAACUUAACAAUUAGUUAAGUUUUUUUUGAGGACCACCUCAUCAUUUUACAGGAAAUAAAAACAAACAACCUCAGCUUUUCUCUUUAGGUAGCAAGAUUAAGUACCUGUUACCUCGGUUAAAAUGUAUGUACUCGGACUUGGAGCUUAAUCUGGCUUCCAGCUGUAAACUUGUAUAGCCUGUGAAUGUUUUCCUUUUUGGAGGUGAAGGUGCA
This is a messenger RNA of Xiphias gladius (swordfish), 4780 nucleotides long. RefSeq names its product paired amphipathic helix protein Sin3a-like. Lineage: Eukaryota; Metazoa; Chordata; Actinopteri; Istiophoriformes; Xiphiidae. Gene Ontology annotation, molecular function: transcription corepressor activity. Bases 224 to 4108 code for a protein of 1294 amino acids. Gene Ontology annotation, cellular component: chromatin. Gene Ontology annotation, biological process: negative regulation of transcription by RNA polymerase II. The transcript is spliced from 21 exons. The record is from RefSeq and is a predicted model, not a curated record.